GGGGCCGGGGACCGACACCAUGGUGGGGGGCCUCACCCUGGCCGCCCCCCCGCCGGGGAAGGACGGCGACCUUCAGCCAUGCAAGAAACAAAGGAAAGAUGAUGACGAGUCUUCUUGCAAAACUAUUAUUAAGUAUUUGUCUCCAAUAGGAAAAACUGGAGAUAAGGUUUUCUCGUCACCAAAAUCUAACAACAUUCUGGAUUAUUUUAAAAAGACUCCCCCUGCCUCCGAGCACGCUUGCAUGGCUAAAGAAAGCAAGGUAAAGUCGUCUAAACUGUUAAAUGUUGAUGAUGGCAAAGAAUGUCAGACACCUUCGAGACCAUCAUCGAAUUCUACUUCUGGUUCACGGUGCAAAAGGAGAGGAAAAAGGAUUAACUUAUGCAAACAAUUAAAUGAUUCAAAACCUGAAAAUGCAUCUACAAUUGAAAUUAUUAGUGAUGACAGUGGAGAAAACAGCUUAAGUAAUGGUUUUAUUGGCAGCACAGAUUCUUCUUUUCUUGCUCAGAAAGGUGGGGAAGAACGGUCAGAAAGUAACCAAGACCCCAAACCUCAGUCGAUCAUUGUCCCGUGUCAAAAAGAUUCCAAGAAAGCAAACUCUGAACAAAGCACAGUAAAAAGUAACCGGAAAAAGCCCCUGAAAAGGAAGCCAAAAAGUGAUCUAGGAUUGCCUGAAAGUUUGUCUUGGGAAAAGGAGCUUGAAGAACCACAAGCAUCUUCACCAAAAGCCGUAGAAAGUAUGAACAUGAAUCGCCCAACCGAAGCAGUGCAGUUAAAUGAGAGUACGGUAACCGUGUCAUUUGAAGAGUUUUUAAAAAGCCAAAGGGAAAGUAGAUUGGAUCCCGUGUCAGCAGCUGACAGGUCAAAAUUUGUUAAUUCUGAUGCUGCUAAGGAAAGAGCCAAAAAUGAUAAUACUAGUGACCCUGAAAAUUGUGAUGGUUCUCUUCCCCUUAAAACAGUUACUGUUCUUGCUCAAAUUCACUCCAUUCCCCCCAAAUCUGUUUCAGGGCUAAAAGCUAAAAAGACUAAAAAAAUAGCCUCAAUUUUCUUAAAACAAAAGGAAUAUGGAAUAGAAAAUAGUCCACCUGAACUUGAAGUUGAGCAGAAUGAGCAGACAAUUCAGAAACGAAAGUCCAAUGUAGUUAUCCGGGAGGAAGAAUUGGAAUUGGCAGUGCUAGAGGCUGCGGGCCCUGAGGUUGGGAAGCCAAAAUGUACAGUAGAAGAAAGACAGCAAUUUAUGAAAGCUUUUAGACAGCCAUCAUCUGAUUCGAUUAAAAGUGGAGUUAAAAAAUCCUCUGAAAAAGUGAAAGAAGUCAAUGAAAAGCCUUUAAAAGAAGAAGGAGAGGAGGAGGGUGCAAAUAAAACAGAAAAUCAGAAACUACAAAAAGAGUCAGUGGAUUUCAAUUCACAGCCACAGCCUGGUAAAGGAGAUUCAACUAACGGGAGAACUAUGAAGCUAAGGAGAAAGGGAAAGAAAGCAUCAGAAAGUACGGAAAUAAAAAAUGAGGAAAAGCCAGAGGAAGAUAAUGAGAAAAAGACUCCAAAUGAGGGGAAAAAUCCAAGUGAUACAGAAGCCACCAAAAAUCAAGAUAGAGUACGAAGAAGCUUAAGACGACAGAAAACAGCCUCCCAAAGCAGUAUGCCGUUUACCUUCAGAAAUACUGACUCGAAAGAUUCCAUAGAUGACAGCCCGUUUAAGGCUUCUACGCCGAAAGCCAGCGGUCGAUGGGCCAGGACAAACACUCGACCAGGUACUUGCCGGAGCAAAGGGAUCGGUGCCUCGAAACGUGCUCUCAGUGACAGCCUGGUAAAGGUUUCUGCCCCUGAGCUUAGAGGUAAUUCAUCGAGACGGAGACGCAGCAGUAAUCCUGUUAGAAUAUCCAUCAGCGACACUGCUUCUGAGGGGGCUCCAGAUGAAGAAAGUCCGGUGAAGAUUUCCACUCCAAAGGCAACUAGUACAGCGUCAGGAAAAAGUAAUUUAUACGUGGCUGAAUUGAUAACCGUACCUUCCGAUUCCAAGAGUCCUAUCAGGAUGAAAUUUACUCGAAUUAGUUCCCCUAAAAAAGGUGAAGCAACAGAUGAAGACUUUAUUCCCAAGCGUAGGAAGGCAAGGCGUUCAAAAAAUAUAUCCAAAGCAAAACAAUUGAUUGAAAAAGCCAAGGCCAUCCAUCAUAAGUCAAAGGUGAAUGAAGUAUCAACACCUCUAAGGCGUUCUUCUAGGAAUCAGACUCUUCUUGAAAGGAAAAACAGAACAGAAGCAAAAGAUUCAAUAAUAAUUAUAGAUACAAACUCUAGUAGUAGCCCAAGCCCUAAAAAGAAUGCCAGAAGAAAACAGAAGGCGCUUCCAUGUUUGAAUGAUGUGUUGGGGAAAAAAACUACAAAUACGAAAUUCACUAAGAAUGUACCAGUGGGAAAAGUGAAAGUCGCUCCUUUAUUCCUAGCCAAAAGAGCUCAAAAAACCCCUGGAACUGGAACUAUCACAGUUUUUGAUGAGAGCAGCCAAGAUACCUCUGAAAAUUCCCAGGAUGAUAAGCAAUUCAAAGCAAAGCGUGAAUUUCUUAGGAGUGGCUUGCCAGAUUCAUUGAAACGGCACAUUGCAAAGAAAGCAGCUGCAUUAGAAACGUACUUAGCAAUAAGUUCCUGUUUCCCGACAGUUGUUCACGUACAACAAAAGGAUGACUGCUCUCACUUGUGGAAUUUGACACCACCAUCUUGUGCUCUUUUAACUAAACUUAGAAAACUGAGUGCCCCAGUACCUGACAUCACAAAACGUGCUAUUGCCCUUGGUGAAUUUUCAGUGUUGGAUAUAAAACCUAGGAAUACCAACUCUGCAGUUGUGUUGUCUGGGUCAAGGCCAGAUUUUACCGAAGAACUAAGGAAGCAUUUGCUGAAGGAGAUUCAAUCUUCUAAUUCUGAUUUUCCUGUAAAAUCGUAUUUCAUGAAUUUUCUUAAAAAGCGAACUGAGCACCAAGCCCUUUUUGAAAACCAAAGUAAGCAAGUAGGAAAUCAACGACUAAAAUUCAGUGACAAUCAGAAAGAAAGCAAAAGGAAAAGAACAGAAACUGAACAUCACAAAUCAAAAAGAAGGAAACCGAGCAGUGAUGCAAGUGGGACAGUUGAAGCGCUCCCAAUCAUGGACAGAAGCAACAUCAAUAAUUCACCUGGACUAAAAUUGGACUCCUCCAAAGCCAGACUUUCUAGAGUGACUAGAAAGAAACCAGCAGCUCAGGAAAAUGCAGCCCGUAACAAAAAAGCCGACCUACCUCAGGAUCCCGAUGUUUUGAUAAUAGAUAAAGACGAGGGCUCUUCUUCAGAAGUCAUCACCAUUUCUGAUUCUGGAAGUGAAGAUAUGCUCUGGACAGAGAAGUAUCAACCUCAAAAUUCCAGUGAACUCAUAGGCAACAGGCUAGCAAUAAAGAAGUUACACAGCUGGUUGAAAGACUGGAAAAAGAGAGCGGAGUUUGAGGAAAAAAAUGUGAAGGGAAAGAGAGAUGACAAACAACAAGAUCUCUCAGACAGCAUAGAUUUUAAGGGUGAUGACUCCGACGAAGAAGAGAGUCCUCUUUGCAAUACCGUCCUCAUAACUGGGCCAACCGGUGUGGGAAAGACAGCUGCGGUCUAUGCUUGUGCUCAGGAGCUUGGAUUUAAGGUAUUUGAAGUUAAUGCCUCUUCUCAGCGCAGUGGUAGGCAAAUUCUCUCUCAAUUAAAGGAAGCGACCCAAUCUCAUCAAGUGGACAAGAAAGGUGUAAAUUCCCAUAAGCCUUGCUUCUUUAAUAGUUACAGCCUAGGCAAAUCACCAAAAAAAUCAAGCUCUCCUAAGAAAGUUAUGUCACCAAGGAAACCACCGCUUUCACCACGAGGAGCAGGACCGAAGCGCGGGCUGCCCCCUAAAACUUUGGCAAAUUAUUUUAAAGUCUCUUCUAAGCAAAAGAAUAAUGAAGGAAUGACAAAAUCCCAAGAAAAUAACAACGAAAUCUGUAGCUCUGAAGAGAAACAAGGUUUGAGAACUAAAGCAACAAAUACCCCUAAUUCCAAUAUCAAGGAAUUUGAAACUGAAGAACCUAACCGAAAAAGCGCUACAUCUCUCAUUCUUUUUGAGGAGGUUGAUGUAAUAUUUGAUGAAGAUGCUGGGUUUUUAAACGCAAUCAAGACAUUCAUGGCCACCACUAAGAGGCCCGUAAUCCUCACUACAAGUGAUCCUGCAUUUAGUUUAAUGUUUGAUGGCUUCUUUGAGGAAAUUAACUUCAAAACACCUUGUUUGAUCAAUGUUGCCAGCUUCCUGCAAGUUUUAUGCUUAGCUGAAAAUUUACGAACUGAUGUGAAAGACUUUGUUACCUUGUUAAAGAUAAACAACUGUGAUAUCCGGAGAAGUGUCCUCUACUUACAGUUCUGGAUUAGGAGUGGAGGGGGAGUUCCGAAAGAAAAGUCACUAUCAUUUUAUGGAGGAAAUGACAGGAACGUUCAGGUAGGUUCCACUGAAGAUACUGCUUGUUUCACGAGUUCAGAAAGGGAUCCUGCAGACCUUCCAAUGUGUGACACUGGCUCUGUUGAGACUUUUCUUGGUCUUAAGAACAUCUUCCACCCUUCCGAAGAUUUAUUUUCAUUUUUAAAGCACAAAACCUCAACAAGAGAAGAAUGGGAUAAACUCAUCCAGUUUCUCACUGAAUUCCAAGCACGGAAUGUGGAUUUUCUGCAUAGUAAUCUCGAAUUUGUUCUACCGUUGCCAGUUCUGACUGUUCCAGAGCCAAAAUGUGCUGGUAUCUCAUCAGGAACUUCAAGUGAAAAACCAUUGCUAAAAGAUUCAAAACCUCUCAUUGAUGAUGAACAUUCCAAAGAAAUCAGCACUCUUAAAAAUUCCAAAAAGAUCAAAUAUCGGAAGAAAAUAACAUCAUUGGAUGACAGUGACUUAUUUGACACCGAGUUGAACUACUUAGAUGAGCGUAGCAGUCCAUUGAUAGCCAUUCCUACCAAAAAGGAAGAAGAAAAUAAAGAUGGAAUCUGCCUGGAGACAAAGGACCAACACAAAUCCGUAGAGGUUAACAGUGCUUCUAUUCCUCCUAAAACUCUGGCAGAAAAAAAGUGUUCCACACUUGUUUCUCACUGUCUCAAUUCACUGACCGAGUUCCUGGAUAGUAUGUCUUUCAUAGAUUCUGUCUUGACCGGUGUAAGGGAACAAAAGGAAUUUUGCCAAAAUGAAGAAUUUAACUGGACAAAUGGAAAGCUUAAAAAUGGCCUUUGUGAUGAGUUUAGUCAAGAGAAUAGCGAUUGGUUUACUUCUCAAAACACAGGAGAACUCAAAGCAGUCGUGGAAGCGCUCAGUUUUAGUAAGUGCUCUGCUGACAUUUCUCAAGCCUUGGAAACCUCUUUGGCUUCUUGCAAGAAACUAGGAAAAGAUCCAUCCAAGGAACUUGCCUUGCAUGUUUCAGAGAGGCGAAAUGAAGUCUACUUCAGUCAAUCCGCGGCAAAUUUAGACAGAGCCCAGAAGAGGUUGGCCAUCAUCAAAAGUGUGUUUUCCAGUAGAUCGCUUCUGAAUCUGGGAAAUAGGCAAGAGAUCAUCGUUGACUAUCUGCCUACCCUACGUAGCAUUUGUAGGACUGAGAAGAGUAAAGAACAGGGCAAGAGUAAGAGAAGAUUCCUGCACUAUUUUGAAGGAAUUCAUCUUGACCUCUCCAAAGACACUGUGAACUGUUUGGCAGCCUCCUUCCCUUAAUCUUUUCUUUGACUGAGUGCCUUGUACAGAUUUUUUUAUGUGGUACUUCUAACCCUUGGAUUUUCCAGAUUCAUUUCUCCAUAAUGUAUAUUUAAAAUAGUCAUUUGUAUAUUACAUUUGUGUACACAUGUUUUAAACCAACAGAAAUAUCAACACCAGGGGAUAAACCGUAUAUGCGGUCACGCUGACAUUGCUUUCUGCACUUUGACCGCCUUAUGUUCCCGUCAUCCCAUUUCAUUCCGCCGAGCUCCAUGUUCUUGUGGGUGAGUCGUUUCCCCGAGGUAAAUUUCAUCCAAGGAAGUAUUUGAAGAGGCUUGAGCGCUUAACGACCCCUCUGAUUCUCCCCCAACAACAUCCCCUCUCGAGGCCACUGGCAUUUAUUUGCCAAAAUAAGCGGUUUUAUGUAGGGCUUUCUCAUCACUACAUAGUUUAAACUUCUUAAUGAAAAUUCCUCAUUACAAAGUGGCAUCAAGUCUGAUCACGGUAAAUUCUGGAGAAAAUUUCAAAGGGGAAGGAGAAACAGCUUAAAUCUGCACUGCCCAAAUACGAUCCUUAAUGGCCUUUUUAAAAAAUGUGUGUUGGCCUUCUUGAUCAUACCAGCAACUUCUUUUUUAUUAUGGGAGGAGUUAGUUCUCUAAGGUGCCAAAAAAUAAAAUCAUCAGCCACGUUCUGUAAAUAGUGAGCCCGAGUCACCCAGUUUACCGAGGUUUCCUCCUGGUUUUUUGAGGUGCUCUGAGAGGAUCUUUAACUUUCAGAUGACCAGGAGGGGACCGCAUUUAGGGCAUUGCAAUCGGGUACAUGCACAUAUCAGGUAUGUGGCAAUGUUUCUAACUUUUUAUACCUUUUUAAUUAACUUUUAUAAAGAUUUUUAUCAAGCUUUCACAUGACUCUUGGGUUUUUUAUAUAGCUAUUUUAAAAUGAAAGCACAGCCCUGGAGAUAGGAUGUUGAUUGAGCACAAUUCCCAGUAUUUCUGAUGAAAUUCCAUUGGCCAAAAUUUUGUAAAGCUCAAGCUUGUCACUUGGAAAUAAGAGAAUUAUUUCUUUAUUUUUGCCCUUCUCCUUUAUGUUAAGCUCUGUUGGUCAGAUUAAUUUCAGAUCUUGAUUUCUGAAAAAAAAAUGUUUUUUAACCUAAGAUAGGAUACGGCCGUUGUACCGUCUCAUUUUUCUAUCAAAUUGAUAGAGCCAGUCAUUCAUGCCAGGAUCAAUGCUUUCAAAUCUUGCAUUUCCUUGUUCUCCUUCACUCUGACUCAUGUUUAAGUGAAUAAUGUUUGCCCUCAAAAAAUUUGCAGAUCAAGAAAUUAAACUGAGUAUUUAUUAGAUGAAUAUCCUUGUACCUUAAUCAUGAGUAAAGGUAUAAGUAUUUGAUAAUGUAAGAGCUUCUUACUUCUGUACAGUUUUGUAAAGUGUAAAAGCAUACUUGUUUGAAAAUGUGUACAAAGAUGUAUAUUUACCACUAAUGUGUACAAUACCACUUUGUUUCCUGUAAUUAUGUUGACUAGGAUGCUGGUCUAAUUAAAGGUUUUAAGCUCCAAAAAAAGCUUAGCCAAUAUAUGAAA
Ornithorhynchus anatinus (platypus) is the source of this 7263-nucleotide messenger RNA. RefSeq names its product ATPase family AAA domain containing 5 (gene ATAD5). Gene Ontology annotation, cellular component: nucleus. Lineage: Eukaryota; Metazoa; Chordata; Mammalia; Monotremata; Ornithorhynchidae. The transcript is spliced from 23 exons. The record is from RefSeq and is a predicted model, not a curated record. Gene Ontology annotation, molecular function: ATP binding; DNA binding; DNA clamp unloader activity. Bases 20 to 5707 code for a protein of 1895 amino acids.